ACAUUAUGUUUUCGAAUGACAUCCCCAAGAGGUAAAAUAUAUAGUGAAAACAAUUGUGGUCCUGAAACGGAACCUUGAGGAACACCGAAAUUUACAGUUGAUUUGUCAGAGGACAAACCAUUCACAGAGACAAACUGAUCUGAUCUUUCCGACAGAUAAGAUCUAAACCAGGCCAGAACUUGUCCGUGUAGACCAAUUUGGGUUUCCAAUCUCUCCAAAAGAAUGUGGUGAUCGAUGGUAUCAAAAGCAGCACUAAGGUCUAGGAGCACGAGGACAGAUGCAGAGCCUCGGUCUGAUGCCAUUAAAAUGUCAUUUACCACCUUCACAAGUGCAGUCUCAGUGCUAUGAUGGGGUCUAAAAAUGAAGACCUACGGUCACACCUACGAGAAACACUGGUGGCAGGAUCUGUUCAGGAUCAUCUUUAGGAUCUUUGACAACAUGAAACUGCCAGAGCAGCAAACUGAGGUAAGAAGCUCAAGUUGAAAGGAACUUUGUGUCAUAGCCAGAAUACAUAGCGUGUGUUGGGCCCUAUUGGUCCUGGUCAAAAGUAGAGCACUAUAUAGGGAAUAAGGUGCCAACUGCUGUAUACUAAUGAGUUUCAUUUUCCACUUUAAACCCAGAAAGCUGAAUGGAUGACCACCACCUGUAACCAUGCACUUUACGCCAUCUGUGAUGUCUUCACUCAGUACUUUGAGUUUCUCAGUGAUAUUCUCCUGGACCAUAUCCUGUCUCAACUGUACUGGUGUGUACAGCAAGACAACGAGCAGCUGGCGCACUCAGGGACCUGUAUAGAAAACGUGGUCAUUCUGAACGGAGUGAAGUUCCACCCAGAGAUGUGGGACAAAACCUGCAACUUUAUGCUGGACAUCUUCAAAACAACCAUCCCUCAUGCAUAAGACCCUUUUGCUAUCACAGGAAGUGCUUUACUCAAAUAGGGAUUUCAUAUUGACUGUCUUGUGUAUGUUUUUUCAUGUUCUAUGAACUUGAACCACCUAGAGGUGAUAACAGCAGUAGAUUGACUCUGUUCUGUAUUGGGCAUCCUCUCCUUAGGUUGUUGACGUGGAGACCAGCAGGAACAGCGGGAGAGCUGAUGCCACUGUACAAACCCUCAAACCUGGACUCCAUAUCCCAGAAGUCAGUAGACAUUCAGACUCGUAUGAAGGACCAGCAGUCACUGUGCAGUGUGGACAGGAUCUCCCUGGAAAAAACAGAGGCAGAGAACGUACAGUGGCUCCUCAGGCACAUAUGAGGACGGCCCCAAAGCUAGGACCCCAGCCAGUGAGUUUGUUUGACGGUUUACGGGGCAAGUCCCUACUCCCUGGCUCCUAGACAGCCCUCCCCAGAUUUUGUCUCACCCAUGCCAAUGCCUUUGUCUCUCAAAUAACAUUUUAUUGGUCACAUACAUGUAUUUUUCAGAUGUUAUUGCGGGUGUAGUGAAAUGCUUGUGUUUCUAGCUCCGAUAGUGAAGUAAUAUCAAACAAUUCACAAAAAUACAAACAAAUCUAAAACGAAAAUAAUGGAAUUAAGAAAUAUAUAAAUAUUAGGGCGACCAAUGUUUGGAGUGGCAUUGACUAAAAUACAGUAGAAUAGAAUACAGUAUAUACAUAUGAGAUGAGUAAAUCAUUAUGUAAACAUUAUUAAAGUCACUAGUGUUCCAUUGUUAAAGUGACCAGUGAUUCCACACCAAGGUAUAUAGGGCAGCAGUCUCUAAGGUGCAGGGUUUAGUAACCGGGUGGUAGCCGGCUAGUGAUGGCUAUUUAACAGUCUGAUGGGCAGACCGCACCAGCCUCUGGAGAGCCCUGCGGUUGCGGGAGGUGCAGUUGCCGUACCAGGCGGUGAUACAGCCCGACAAGAUGCUCUCAAUUGUGCAUAUGGGUUUGUCACUCCUUCUUCACCACACUGUCUGUGUGGGUGGACCAUUUCAGAUCGUCAGUGAU
Molecule: messenger RNA, 1937 nt
Organism: Oncorhynchus masou masou (cherry salmon)
Lineage: Eukaryota; Metazoa; Chordata; Actinopteri; Salmoniformes; Salmonidae
Product: brefeldin A-inhibited guanine nucleotide-exchange protein 1-like
Exons: 3
Coding region: 633-896 (87 amino acids)
Source: RefSeq, a predicted model, not a curated record